AUGGCAGAACAAGACAUACAUACCAAAGAUGGAACAACCGAUUUCCGUAACAAUCCAGCCAUCAAGAAUGAAACGGGAAACUGGAAAGCAUGUCCUUACAUUCUUGGUAAUGAAUGUUGUGAAAGAUUGGCAUACUAUGGGAUUAACACAAAUAUGGUUAACUAUCUCAAAUCUCAGUUGAACCAGAGUAAUGUUGUGGCAAUCAAUAAUGUCACAAAUUGGUCAGGAACAUGCUAUGUUACACCAUUGAUUGGUGCCUUUCUAGCUGAUGCCUACUUGGGAAGAUACUGGACUAUUGCCAGUUUCUCUAUCAUCUACGUCUUUGGGAUGACAUUGUUGACAUUAUCAGCAUCUGUCCAUGGACUAAAGCCAACCUGUGAUGAAAAAAAUGUCUGCCAACCAUCAGGAUUGCAAACUGGAUUUUUCUUUUUAGGGCUUUACCUGAUAGCUCUUGGCACUGGAGGCAUUAAGCCCUGUGUGUCAUCAUUCGGAGCAGAUCAAUUUGAUGACUCAGAUGAGACUGAGAAGAAAAGCAAGAGCUCUUUCUUCAACUGGUUCUAUUUCUCAAUCAACAUUGGUGCACUUGUUGCUUCUUCUGUGCUGGUCUGGAUACAAACCAAUGUGGGUUGGGGUUGGGGUUUUGGUAUACCGGCAGUGGCAAUGGCGGUUGCAGUGGUGAGUUUUUUUUCCGGUACGCGAUUGUAUCGGAAUCUGAGGCCUGGAGGGAGUCCCCUGACUCGAAUCUGCCAGGUGGUAGUUGCAUCAUUCAGAAAAUUUGAAGUGGAAGUGCCUAAAGAGAAGUCUCUUCUGUAUGAAACUGCUGAGGAGGAGUCUGUAGUCAAAGGAAGCCGAAAACUAGAUCACACAAAACAGUUGAGGUAA
This is a messenger RNA of Ilex paraguariensis (yerba mate), 882 nucleotides long. Lineage: Eukaryota; Viridiplantae; Streptophyta; Magnoliopsida; Aquifoliales; Aquifoliaceae. The record is from the annotation of a GenBank genome assembly.